AUGUGUGCAUAUACAUUCACCUUUGGGAUACAUAAUGAAAGUGUCCUCUACCAAACCAGUAAGUUCGUUCUGGAGGCGUUAGAGGUGACCUGGAGUGGGAGUGGACCAGCGUCUUCCAUCGACGUUUGUGCGUGUUGCAAGUCAAGAGAGACCAGGCGGGCUGGAUGCUGUGAAAAGGUGUGUGCUGGCGCUGGACGGGCGUCUGUCUGUCUGUAUGUGCAUGUGCAUGUGCAUGUGUGUUAUGCGUUCAAGACGUUGCAAUGGGAAAAGCGUCCGUCCCGAGGGUGUUUGACUUCACUUCCCAUUCGUCAUUGUCCUCCCCCUGUCUCCUACCAACCGGUUGCCAAGUGCUCUUCUGACAUUCGGCUCGAGGACCGGUACAUGUGUGUCUGAGGGGGAGGAGAAGAGGUGGGAACGUCGAAGCAUGGGCCGCGGCUAACUGCGAUAGCAGACGGGUCCGACGUUCACGCCGAUGGCGCUUCUUCCGGCAGAGUCGAAGUGGCGGAUCUUAAAGUCGACCACCGGCAGAAUGCUCGGGUUCGAGGUGCGCAACAUCAGUUUGGUGGACAGUCCUUCGGCCUGGAACUGAUGUUGGGCGGUAGCGUCGACGAUUGGAAGGGACGGAGAAAUGGCAAAGGACAGUUUAGUCAACCCCUUUCUGAGCCUUCGACGUCAAUUCGUCAACUGCCAACCCUUCUGGUACAUUUCCCUACCCCUCAGCGCGUCCACCGAAUCCCUUCUUCCCACUUUGUAUGGCCACUUUUGUGUGUGUGUUGGAGACGGUUUCACGGGCCUGUCUACAGGGCGUUCUAA
This is a messenger RNA of Protopolystoma xenopodis, 813 nucleotides long. Lineage: Eukaryota; Metazoa; Platyhelminthes; Monogenea; Polystomatidea; Polystomatidae. The record is from the annotation of a GenBank genome assembly.